Molecule: messenger RNA, 903 nt
Organism: Symbiodinium sp. CCMP2592
Lineage: Eukaryota; Dinophyceae; Suessiales; Symbiodiniaceae
Source: the annotation of a GenBank genome assembly
AUGAUGCAAAAAUUGGGUGCCGAGGACUUUCGCGAACAAUGCAUGCACCUGGCCAACCUUUGCUUGCAGACGACCAGGCAAGUCGAAGAGAUUCUGGUGGCGGAUGGUGUUCCCACUGCGAUCGUUUCCGAAGAGCCUGGUGGAGACUUCUACAUCCUUGAGUCAGGGACUGAAGCUGAGUCUGGGGCCAUUACAGCUCCAACCCGCACUGCAGACCUGCGAGAUGCCUUCGUUGAUAGUGCCACGCAUGCAGAACCACGUGAGGUACUUGUCGAGGAUCCGUCAGUGUUUCUGCAAGAACCGCGAGAAGGUCAACUUGUUGCACGAAGGCAAAGUCUGGAGAGUCAGUUGCAACAGAUGAGGGCGGAGCAGGCGGGCCUUUCCCUCGCAGAAACGCUGCAUAAGCUGGGCUCUGCACUUCUCGACGAGAACGAAACCUGCCAGGAAAGGGAGGAAAGCCAGAUUCACGACGAGAGGGAAGCUCAAGAUGCCAGACAGGCGUUGGAGUACUUGCACCAGAGCUUGCAGAUAAAGAGCUGCUUGCACGAAGGGGCGGAUGGGCUCAGCAUAGCUCAAACGUUGUAUGAGCUUGGCCGCGCAAGCAGCAUCCUCAACUUUCCAGAACAAGCCAAGCGGUACUUUCUCGAUUCCUACAUGAUGAUCCGGCACCUGCACCGUGGCGAUCGCGAAGUUCUUGUGACUUUGUACCGCCUGGGCAACGAGCAUUUUCUGUCCCGGGACUUCCGGGAAGCAAAGAUCGUUCUGGAAUUGGCUUUGAGUUUGGCAGAAGGCCUCUGGCCUGGUUACUUAGAUGGCUCCGACGAAUAUGACAGCGACCCUUCAAAAGCACAAGACCGAGGCCAUAGGCCGCAGGUCUGCAAGCAAUGUGCACGUAGCGCAUGA